Messenger RNA from Carassius gibelio (silver crucian carp), 1373 nucleotides. RefSeq names its product E3 ubiquitin-protein ligase znrf2. The coding region runs from base 248 to 796 and encodes 182 amino acids. The record is from RefSeq and is a predicted model, not a curated record. NCBI's taxonomy places the organism in Eukaryota, Metazoa, Chordata, Actinopteri, Cypriniformes, Cyprinidae. The transcript has 5 exons.
CCGUGAUAAAGCAGCAGCAGAAGCAGCAUCUCAUGUGAUCUUUCUUGGGCGUCUGUUUGAGUUGGUUUGCGGUGUGCUCGACUGGAUUUACUCACAUCGUCUGUCGGAAGUGUGCCAAGCUGUUUACGCUUUUCUCUUUUGCGCGUUUGGUGCAUGUUUUGCAUGCAUCGGUCACUAUAGUUUUGCGCGUCUUGUUCAAUUCGAGUCUCUUGGGUUUUGUAAGUAUUUAUAGUGUUAUACAGUCAGUAUGGGUCCUAAACAGAGCAGUCCGUCCGGAGGGGUUCGGAUCCGGUCUUAUUCCGGUUCCGAUUGGUCUAACUCUGACGGGCGAGCUGCUAUUCUGCGCUAUUACGCGGGCGGUUCGACGGGACAGAUCGGUGAACGGGUCCAGUAUUCAUCGCAAACACCCGGUUCGUUCAUCCAGAGCGCCGUUAUCCCGACCGGCGGCCGGAGAGAUGAGGCAGACGGGCAGAGGACGCUUCUGAUCGGCUCCUUACCUGCACACCUCACACCUCACCUGCUGGGGGCUGGAUUCGACUGUCCCAUGUGCUCAAAGUUUGUCUGUUCUGAUGAAAUAGAUGUUCAUCUGCUCAAGUGUUUCUCCAAACCCAGACUCCAUUAUAACGAUGAUGUUUUGUCCCGGGACUCUGGCGAGUGUUCGAUAUGUCUGGAUGAUAUGGUUCAGGGGGACACCAUCGCUCGACUGCCCUGUCUCUGUGUCUACCACAAAGGGUGUAUUGAUGAGUGGUUUGAGAUCAACAGAUCGUGUCCAGAACAUCCCACAGAUACACAUUAAAACAGAUGAUCAAAUAAAGAAGAGCAGCAGAAAAGGGCUCAGUUAAUAUUUUCUCCAUGAUUUGACUCGCUUUGACACUAGAUGAUGAAUCCAUCACUAUCUGAGACUUAUAUGGGUCUAAAACCUGCUGUGCCAAAUCAAAAUGAAAUGUUGCGUAUACUUUGCACAGUUCUGUUAGCAGACCUGAAGGCUGUUUUACAGUAAUCUAGCUGCCAUCUUUACCCAUGAUGCUCUUCGGAGAUCAGAUGGUGGACUGCAGUACUACUUCAGUAACAUAACAGCGGUUUCAUGAUCGAUAACCACAAGAUGAAACACAUUCUCCUAACAGGACUUUCUGUUCAACUGUUUUAACCCAAAGGAAGAGAUGUUUAGAAAAGAAAUGAAUAUAGAGGACGAUGACCAUGGAAGAACACGAAAGACCUAAUCAAAUAUAUUUUCUGUACACAUAGGUUUUUGAAAUUAUAUUUAAAAUAGAUGAACCAGUUGUAAAUAUUUUUGAUAAAUGCUGUUAAUUUUUUUUCUCAAUGUUAUUAAUGUCAUGUAUAAAUAAAAUCAAAGAGCUCUAGGAUGUAAAGAA